Molecule: messenger RNA, 378 nt
Organism: Arabidopsis thaliana (thale cress)
Lineage: Eukaryota; Viridiplantae; Streptophyta; Magnoliopsida; Brassicales; Brassicaceae
Product: fasciclin-like arabinogalactan protein 17 precursor
Exons: 1
Coding region: 1-378 (125 amino acids)
Source: RefSeq, marked reviewed
AUGGAUCAGCUGAGUGAGAAACAAAUUUGGUAUUACCACAUUAUCCCUGAGUAUCAGACUGAGAAGAGUUUUUAUGCUUGUGUUAGAAGAUCUGGGAUGAUAAAGUUUGAUACAUUUUACUUCCCACAUAUGCUUUCGGCUAGGGAAACUCAACGUUCUAUUAAGUUUGGUGACGGUGUCUGGUCAGGGUGUUUGUACGAUCCUGACAUUUACACCGACGGUAAGAUUUCGAUUCAGGGGGUUGGUGGCGUUCUCUUUCCUCGAGAGGCGGAGAUCGGUGGAUGUGUUUGUCUCUGCUUGAUUUUCCUAAUUAAGUUAGGGUUAUCUACUAAGUAUAUGAAGUCUCAUGUAUCUUUUGAUGUAUCUUGUGACUUGUGA